AUGUUCGCCGGGUCUGCUGUGAGCGGGUCCGAGGUGCACAUGGACGCAAGCCGCGAAAUCCUAGAGAUCUUCCUGUCUAUCGUCCGAGAACCGUCGGCAUCAAUAACUGUGCCCUGGUAUGACUUGGCGGCGGCUAUCCAGAUCGCGAGACAGUACGACUGCCCCGAAGUCGCCAGAAAGCUGUUAUACACAGGCUGCCAGUACGAUCUGGGUCCCUAUCGCCUCGAAGCCCUGGCCGAGGCUUGCCAGCUAUCACAUCAUUUGGCGGCCUGGCGAAUCUUGCGUAACGGCAACCAUGGGGAGAGAGGUAUGAAGAACUGUAUCUCGCUUCGCCCCAAUAGCGGAGCAUGGACGACCCGCCAAGCGGCAAGCCUGUCACCCGCCUGGACUUGGGCGCUCACUUGCGCAGUCCAGGAGGUGGAUCGGAAACGGAAGAUUGCGGGGCAAGCCGGAUCUGAGCGGAUCAGUGAGGAUUACUGGAUUGCGGUCUGCGGAGAGUUUAUGACGUUUCUGAGCAAGUGGUGUCUUGUCGCUGGCGAGCAGGCUCGAGACGAGGUCGUCAUAUUGGUUGCCAUAGAUGACUGGCUCGAUGUCCUCGACUUGAGCGACUCUGCCUAA
Dioszegia hungarica is the source of this 618-nucleotide messenger RNA. RefSeq lists its product as uncharacterized. NCBI's taxonomy places the organism in Eukaryota, Fungi, Basidiomycota, Tremellomycetes, Tremellales, Bulleribasidiaceae. Bases 1 to 618 code for a protein of 205 amino acids. The record is from RefSeq and is a predicted model, not a curated record. The transcript is spliced from 2 exons.